AUGGCACCUCCGGUUUUAAUGAUAUUGCAUUGUCUUUGGUACUCGUAUUUGAUCGCCGACACUAUGGCCGACGUUGUGGGCAAAUUCUUGAUUUCGAUCCGGCUGUGGUCGUCGACCGAGAGGUUGACGUCGACUCUGAUAGCUCCGGUUUCCAGUUCUCCCGUGCAAACGUCCAGAUUGACGAGAGUUUGUUGUAGUUUUUUAAUGAAAGCCCGCACUUCUUCCACGGAGGAAAAGUCUGGCUUGGUGACCAUCUCGAUCAACGGGAUGUUGGAUCUAUUGAAGUCGACGUUACUCUCGUUGUCCAGCUUAUACAAUGUUCUUCCGGUAUCCUGUUCAAUUUGUAACUGCUCGAUUCGGAUGGUUUUUUCUUCAGGCAGGUCGUACUUUGUCAAGCGUAGAUAUCCAUCCUUCGCGAUGGGAUGUUUCCGCGGAAUCAAGCAGAUCUCGGAAGGUGUUCAUCUGAUCCAUCUGACCAACCAGCUUAGUAACACCAGAACGGCUCGGUUUGUGCGUUGCAAAGAGCAACAGGUUGUUCUUCUUGCUGUUAUUGAUGGUGAGCUCGAAGUUGAGAGCGUUUUUGUUGGAAAUGAGCUGGUUCACGGAAAGGGCCAGAACCCCAUGUUGGAACACAUGCUACCGUUCAUGGUGAACUACUCGUCGUUCGAAAACAACCAGUGGCCAGCGAUCGGCUUGAACAUAGACUACGGGAAAUUUGUUUCUGUGCAGAACGGGUGGUUUAGCGACCUGAUCACCUCGUCAGAUACUUCCACCACAGAACUAUUGGAGCUGCAAAAAGUCAUUCAGUUUGAUAUGAACCAGCAAAACGGAGAGCUAAAACUCACGCAGACGAACCCGAAAGCUGUUCUCAAACAUACCAAGCUGGACCUGACAACAUUUUCGGUUGAUAAAUCCCAAUUCUUUGCGCAUCUAUUCACUAUGGACAGUUUUAUGAACGAACACAAUUUCUCCUUCAUUGGACUCCUCACACUCAACAAUUGGUCUUGUUUGGAACAAUGGUACAAUCUCACUAACCUUGUGCUGGAAUGUGUGCAAUUAGUGCUUGAUAACGGUCCGUUCUACCAGCGGUUCCUGGACCUAUUGCAAAAACAACUGGACCUGGCCAAGUCUAUCACUGAAGAGUUUAUCAAGGUCCACCGGCUCGUGCCGAGUCUCAAAGUGUUUCUAGUCAACAUGGAAAGCUUCCCGUACGCGGUCCAGUUUCAGUUUGGGUCGUUUAUGCGGUUCUUGGACCAAAAUUAUGAUAUCUCGUUGACUUACAAAUUAGACGAAAUCAGCGAAAGCGAGGACGAGUGA
This is a messenger RNA of Ogataea philodendri, 1317 nucleotides long. RefSeq lists its product as uncharacterized. The record is from RefSeq and is a predicted model, not a curated record. The coding region runs from base 1 to 1317 and encodes 438 amino acids. The transcript is spliced from 2 exons. NCBI's taxonomy places the organism in Eukaryota, Fungi, Ascomycota, Pichiomycetes, Pichiales, Pichiaceae. Gene Ontology annotation, biological process: spliceosomal tri-snRNP complex assembly.